AAGUAGCCACACACUCAUAACAAACGGCGUACAACCUACUUCUCUUGCCAAAUUAUGACAAAUUUUCCUAACUUGCCCCGUAAUUAUGGCCAUAAUACGGAACACGUUCGAUGUGUAUUCAGUCUGCUAUCUGAUCAAAGUUUAAAACCGGGACAGUUCAGACUUUUUUUCGUUAAUUUUAGCCACUUUGCUAACGUUUUUAGCGGGGUGUCAAGUUAGCCAAAACAGCUUAUGUGACAGUAACUUCAACUGGACUGAGAUUCAUACAAAGAGGACAAUGCCACGCUUGCAGUCUGGUGUGUGGAAGCAUUUUACUCCAGCCAUCAAAGAUGGGAGGGAAACCUUCAUGUGUAACUACUGUUCAAGGACUUACACGAAGAACGCUACGAAGAUGCAGAUGCAUUUGGACAAAUGCAAGGAAUACUCUGUGCUUUCACAGCAGUCACCAGGCCCAGAUGGGAGUUCCUCUGCCUCCAUUCCCGUUCCCUCUUUCUCAUUCUUACCAUCUGCCACUCCUGGGGGACAGUUCCUCAUUGAUUCAGUGGAUCAGCGCAGCCAGGCGUAUGCUGACGAGUGCCUGGCAAGGGCUAUAUAUGCCACUUCCUCACCCCUCACUCUCACAGACAAUAUUUAUUGGAAACGAUUUUUCAGUGUGCUCCGGCCCGCUUACUGUCCACCCACCAGAGAGGCUCUGUCCUCUCAUCUGUUGGACUGUGAGUAUGACAGAGUACAAAACCAGGUUCAUGAGGCAAUAGGGAAAGCAGACUGUGUCACCAUCAUCUGCAGCGGCUGGUCGAAAAUAAAAGAAAGUGGAACUAUCAUUUAUAUUGUCGCAACUCCUGUGCCGCUCUUUUAUAAAUGCACAAAGACAAAGGAGCAGACAUAUACAAGCACAUUCAUCGCUGAGGAACUGAAAGAUAUCAUAAAUGAAGUGGGGCCUCAGAAGAUCUUUUCUGUUGUCACUGAUGACUCCCCAGAAAUGAUGGCGGCUUGGGCUCAAGUAGAGGAAGCCUUCCCGCACAUAUCGGCGAUUGGCUGCACAGCAUGCAGGCAUCCAGCAGCUCUUUGACGACAUGGUGGCGCAGCCGUCUAUAAAGGCACUGUGCAGGAGAGCUGAGCAGGUGGUGAGGUAUGUUAGAGAGCGAGAAAUAUUAGCAGAGACCUUUAGAUGCUGGCAGACCACAAAGGUUAGAGACCACACCUCUAAUAGGACAACACUGGUGCUGCCUACUAGCUCUGACUGGACUGGUGUGCUUAACAUGUUCAGCAGCCUCCUGGAGGGUCAGAGCUCUCUACAGGAGAUGGCUGUCUCACCUGCACUAAAUGUUGAAGCAUCCAUCAGGGCCACGUUACAGGAGUCUGCAUUUUGGAAAGGGUUGCGUAGCAGUCACAACCUGCUCUACUUGAUUGGGAAUUCUAUUGAUUACAUGAAAAGAGAAGAUGCUGUACUCUCUGGUGUUGUUGACAUGUUCAGUCAGAUAAGAUACCACAUUGGAGCCUCCCUGUCUGGGUCAGUGCUGCACAGUGCUGAACAGAAAGCUGUCAUGGCAUCAUUAGACAGAUGUCAGGAGUUCUGUGUGAAGCCCAUCCACGCAGCAGCGUACAUGCUGGAUCCAAAGCAUGUUGGACAGCAGACACUCUCUGGAGAGCAGAUAAACAGUGCCUAUUACGUGAUAUCCAACCUGUCACACCAUCUAAAUCUUGAUGAGGGUAAAGUGCUCGGCAGCUUUGCCAGGUUCUCAGCCAAACAGGGACUAUGGAGGGGGGCAGGGAUAUGGAGCUCAUGCCAGCACGUGUCUGCAUCCACCUGGUGGAAAGGGCUGUGUUCCUCUGAGCCACUGUCCGCCGUGGCCUCUGCUAUACUCCAGAUCCCGUCCAACAACAGGUGCUUGUGAACGCCUACGAUCGCGUUUCUGCAAUACAAAGGUCCAAGGUUCUCUCUCAGCAGACAAGGUGCAGAAACUGGUGGCAGUACAGGUGAAUCUCAACCUUUUAGAGCCGAGUGAUUGUGAGUACGCACCGCUGGAGAGUGAGGAGGACAAGAAAGUUUCAUUUCAGUCAGAGACUCAGUAGUAAGACAAAAGGAGAAGAUUGUGAUUCUCAUUCAUUGAGAAGGAAAUGUGAAAAAUAGCCUUACAAGUCCUCAAAAUACAGACAGCUUAUUAAUCAACUGAAUGAUUAUAUUGAUCAAAUGUAAAUUUCUCACGGAAUCUGUGGUUAUAGUCUCAACUUUCUCAGCUUUGUUUGCACUUUGCUCACAUUCCUGUCUUCACUCAAAAGUCACUCAAAAGGAGUGAGUGAAACGGAUGCCUUCAUGUGUUGAAAACUUAUACAAUGUGUACUCGUAGUAAGUUUUUUUCAAAUUACAGUUUCAACUAGUAUGUACCAACUUUAUAAUCACAACAUGAAAUAUUAACAAACUAACAUGAGAUUGAAUCUUCUUUGUUAGACUGUUUACAUGGUGUAAAUAAAAACACUGUAUUUAUUGAA
Messenger RNA from Lates calcarifer (barramundi perch), 2490 nucleotides. RefSeq lists its product as uncharacterized. The coding region runs from base 1074 to 1895 and encodes 273 amino acids. The transcript has 2 exons. Lineage: Eukaryota; Metazoa; Chordata; Actinopteri; Centropomidae. The record is from RefSeq and is a predicted model, not a curated record.